UGAAGGCGUUUUCCUGAGUGUCACAGCCGCCACUGAGGCGGGGACUCUGAGCGUCUCAGUCGAGCGGAAAUUCAAAAGUUGCGGCAAAGUUUCUGGGUUCGGUGCAGAGGCUGGAGAUCCACUUUGCAGGGUCCUCCGGGAGGGGAUGGCAAAGUGGGGCUGCCUGUGGAUUGUGCUUUUCUACCUGUGUUACCUGCUGCUGGGGGCAGUGAUCAUGUCUCUGAUAGAGCGACCUUACGAACGCAGUCUCCGGAACCAAUUGCGUUCCUUGAAGUUCGGGCUCCUCAGCGAUACUCCCUGCCUGGCUGAGUCCGACCUCGAAGACUUCCUGGUGCGGGCAUUGGAGGCGCAUCGAUACGGUGUCUCCAUCCUCACCAACAGCUCACACACCAACUGGGACUUUGCCUCUGCUUUCUUCUUUGUUAGCACCUUGGUCACCACAGUGGGUUAUGGCCACACGACCCCAAUCUCUGAUGGGGGAAAGGGUUUCUCCAUCUUCUUCGCUGCCCUGGGGGUCCCCUUCACCAUGCUGCUUCUCGCUGUGAUUGUGCAGAGGCUGAUGAUCUACCUGACCGAUCGGCCCAUCCAGGCAGUCCAGGAGAGGUUAGGCUACUCGAAACGGCGGGUGACCCAGGUGCACUGCCUCCUGAUGUUCCUGUUCACCCUCAUCGGCUUCUUCCUCAUCCCCGCCGCCAUUUUCAGCGCCAUCGAGAAAGAUUGGACCUACCUCAAUGCCUUCUAUUUCUGCUUCAUCUCCCUCAGCACCAUCGGCCUGGGGGACUACGUUCCUGGAGGUCAAGACAACCAGACCCUGCAGCCACUUUACAAGAUAUCAGUCACCUUUUACCUCCUGUGUGGCCUCACAGUGAUGCUUCUUCUCAUCCAGACAUCCCAGAAGGCAAUGGGACUGCACCUCCUGACCCAGAUCUUCAACCUCCCUCUGGCUGAUGACAGUGAAGAAGAGGAUGAGGAGCUUGCCCUAAAUUCAACGGGCGCCCACCCCUCUCUCCAGCUCAAUGGGCUGAAAGCUGACCCCCGACCUCUCGCUCACCCCGAACCCCCUUCCUACAAUUCCAUUUCGCCAUCCAGCGAUCAGCGAGAGAGCCAGAGACUGGAGCCUCUCCCUACCAGUGGCGGAACCCCUAAAUGUGGUUGACAUGGUGACCGGGUGGGAAUGGGUUAAUGGUCAGAGGUGGAGGCUCAUGCCCUUAUCUCUUGAGGCUGAGUCGAUUUUGAGUUGGCCAGCAAGAGGCCUUGGUGGCCCCCAGGGCUCUUAUGUCGCCAUUUUGGCUCCCCCCACCCCGGGCUUGCUGGCGCGGCCUUCUAUCUGGGCCCCUGGCACACAUGGGUGGGGGAGCAACCCUCACUUUGCCGUCCUGCCCAGUUGGCAUCUCGGAUCAGAACCCCACUCCCACCCUCCCUGUUACCACCCUCCUCCCCAUCAAGCCAUGCCAGCCAAGCCCUAGCUCUGCCACCUCCAGUCUGCCCGUUGCCCCGGUAACAUGACGUUUAUUGGAAUGUUGGUGCAAAAUGGCGGUGCCUUUCCAAAUUCUGCUCUCAAGUAUUUACAGCAAUUCUGUUUAAAAGGAGGGAGGAAAUUGUCCAUAGAAAACCAGCAGCAUGGUGGGCAAGUGUGCCAUCUGGCAUGGCCUUUUGGGGCAGGGGGUGAGAACUGCAGCAACGUCCCCUGUAGUUCAUAGAUGGUAUAGAACAAGGCUAUUCACUUCCCUGCGUGUCACUCUUCUACCUUGUACGAGGAGCCACGACCAUCUUGUUUCCAGUGUUGAAAUGGUAUCUCCAUUCACACUUGGUAGGCCGAGAUCUACAACACUGCUUCUCAUAGACUCAUACAGCACAGAAACAGACCCUUCGGCCCAACCAGUCCAAACUGAACGUAAUCCCAAACUAAACAAG
Messenger RNA from Chiloscyllium plagiosum (whitespotted bambooshark), 1914 nucleotides. RefSeq names its product potassium channel subfamily K member 1-like. The record is from RefSeq and is a predicted model, not a curated record. Gene Ontology annotation, biological process: potassium ion transmembrane transport; stabilization of membrane potential. Lineage: Eukaryota; Metazoa; Chordata; Chondrichthyes; Orectolobiformes; Hemiscylliidae. Gene Ontology annotation, cellular component: plasma membrane. Gene Ontology annotation, molecular function: outward rectifier potassium channel activity; potassium ion leak channel activity.